AUGGAGGUGGUGCCAGCUGCACAGGAAGGCGCGCACUAUGUGUGCCGUCUCUGUGGCAAUGGGUACCCUGACUCAUCGGGUCGCCUUCAUGGGAAAAGCUUUACCUGUUGGACAUGCUUAAACAUUCAACAGACGAUUCGCCGCAACCUUGGGACAACAGCCCCGCUGAGCGAGUUCAGCACGGAAGAGACGCACGCGUUCUUCCAGAAGGUGCCGGAGACAAAGGAAGAGAAAGAAGGCAAGCUGUCUUGGACCACGGUUCGGGGGCAGUUACUGAAAGUGAUGACUCAGCGGCAUUUGUCCCGCUUUGCAGCCAAGGUCGACGUGGAGGAACUUCCCCUCGGUGUCUACGAGGCACGGGGAUGGAAAACGGAAAUUGUGGAAAGAUUUCCGAAGGAAUGGAAUGCUCAAUACAACGAUUACAUCUACAAAGUUCCAGUGCGUACUAUGACUUGGGAAGAGGCCUAUGAGACUGUGAAUGAGACAAUUAUGCAAUUAGAAAAGGAAGCUGCCCAGAAAAGGGGUAAAAAAGAUGGCAAAGGGGAAGCGGGGCCGAGCCUGGACUUGCCACGUGCAGGACCGGAGAGAAAGGAAGACAAGAGUGAGAAGAAGGCAGAGCGCGAAGCCGCUAGUCAAGCGAAAAAGAUUUCUACGGGAAAUCAGAAGAUUGCUUCGACAGCGGCUAACGCGUUGGGUCCCCUGAACUCGCUGGAAACAUCUUUGUCGAAAGUUCUGACCAAGGCUGACGCUGUGUCCCAAGAGGAUUCGGCUGCGAAGCAAUUGUGUCAGGAGACGCUCGAUAAAGCAAAGAUGUGGAAGCAGCGUGCGCACGCCGCAGUGACUCGGCAUGAGCAAGACAAAGGGUCUGCAGGGCAGGUAGAAGCCUUGGAAAGUUUACCGUUCGGGGCUACUGAGGUGAAGACGCUCUGCAAACAAGGCGCAGAAGCGACCAAGGAGUUGAAAGCCAGUUUCCCUAAGAGGGAAGCAAAGGCCAAAGCUGCCCCGAAGGAGGCUGCGCUGGCAGAGGGCGGCGAUGGUGUGGCCAAGAGACGACGCAUGAAAGGGCUAAGUGCUGCGGAUUGUCGGGAGGUGAUUCAUCUUCUACGGGAAGAUGAUAAAGGCGUCCAUACCUGCCAUCGUCAAGAACAAAAAUUUCCGGAGGCAUCGAAAAUGAUGCGCCAAGUGCGCUUGCCGGGCGCGAACGGGUUAGUAUUUCACUACAACUCGUUACCAGAGUUAGUCUACGAGAAGACUCUGCGUUGUCCACUCUUUGCCACCAUGAUGAAGGAAGCAAUGAAAGUGGCAAAUGGACAUCUCACGUUGGUUAUCUUCAGUGAUGAAGCGAAUCCGGGGAAUAUCUUGCAUGGCAGACAUCCCCGUAAGACCAAUCUGGUAUAUGCCUCAUUUCUGGAGUUGCCCUGUCUCUUUGUAGAUAGCAUGUGGUUGCCGCUUUCAGCGCAAAGAGCGGACGAUGUGUCAGCUCACGAGACUUCCUACGCGGAAAUCAUGCGGCACUUGCUAGAAGCUAUCUAUGCGGAGACAGAAUGUGGCGUGCCGAUAUGCAUUGGGUCUUCUGGCCACUUGGUCUUCAUCGAUCGUGUCCUUCUCUUGAAUGACCAUGAAGGAUUGCGAAGUGUGAGCGGGGCCAAAGGCUCUGCAGGCAUGAAAUCGUGUUGUCACUGCUCCAAUGUUCUCAGCUUGGGACGCCCAUGUCCACCAGGCUAUACAGAUAUUUCAGAGAUGUCGCCGUCCAAGUUUGUACGUCAAACGGACGAAGGCCUGAUGGAUAUACGCAAUCAUUUCGCCAUGUGCACAACCAAAAAGGAGAAGAAGGAUGCCGAGACGAUGUUAGGCUGGAACGCUGACAACCUGGAAAAGUCAGCCCUAGCUUCACCUGUGUUGCAGCACUGGAUUCGGUUAGAUUCCUUAUAUUUGGACGCAAUGCAUGAAUACCACAGCUGCGGAAUGGUAGCACAAGAAUUGGGUCUCUGGUACACACAAUUGAAAGAUUGCGGUUACACCCUGGAAAUCCUGCAACGAUGGGUCGCUAUCGGAUGGACUGCGUCGCAAGGUGACCAACAACCACACCUCGUUUGCAGUGACAAACUCUUCAAAUAUGAGAUGGAUUACCGUGGAGAUGCCAGCGCUUGUCGGAUCGCUCUUCCUUUAGUUUGGGCUUUCUCUAUCGAAGUGCUGCACGGAGAUAAUGCAAUGGAUGACGCAGUGCAGUCAAUCUCUGCAUUGUAUGCUGUUGUUCGGUGUUUGCAACGCGCUAAAAUUUUUGUUUCCCAAGGGGAACAUCUUUUGGCGCUGCAAUGCAAACAUCUCUCGGCCUUUCAGAAAGCGUAUGGCGCAUCUGUCAUGAGGCCAAAGGCGCAUUAUGCCUUGCAUCUGUCCGAACAGAUGAGGAAAUGGCAUCGCCUCAUCGAUUGCCAUGUUGGAGAAAGAAAGCAUCGCUUAUUUAAAAGAUAUGUUGGUCCCAAAAUUUCCAGGCUGGAAGGAUACGCCAAGAGCGUACUUCUACAUCUGACAGAAAUGGAGUUGUCUGGCUACGAGCCAGCAGAGAGACUCCUUGGUCAGACAAUUGGUGUUCCACGUGAGCACCCAUGCAUGGCGAAGCGGCUCAAGCUGCAAACCAAUGCAACCUUUUCCUCUGGUUUUGAGAUUGGCUGCGUAUCGUAUCAGAAUGGUGCCUACUUGCGCAUGUCGCAAGAUUGCUAUGUGGAGGUGCAAGGAGGUGUGUCCUCCGGCCACGACAAAUAUCUUCUGGUAGCUCCUCUACACCGAGAAACCAAGUCCAUGAUGAUCUUUCCUAAGUGGAUAAAAUCAUCUACACACUUAGCAUUGCUGCCAAUCGAACGGUUGAAAGGCCAAGAGCCCUAUCGACUAAUUCGAAAAGAUGCUACUGGAAUUUGGCUGUUACGAUAA
Messenger RNA from Cladocopium goreaui, 2928 nucleotides. The record is from the annotation of a GenBank genome assembly. Lineage: Eukaryota; Dinophyceae; Suessiales; Symbiodiniaceae.